Carcharodon carcharias (great white shark) is the source of this 3869-nucleotide messenger RNA. RefSeq names its product REST corepressor 1 (gene rcor1). Gene Ontology annotation, molecular function: transcription corepressor activity. Bases 277 to 1635 code for a protein of 452 amino acids. Gene Ontology annotation, biological process: negative regulation of DNA-templated transcription; regulation of transcription by RNA polymerase II. Gene Ontology annotation, cellular component: histone deacetylase complex; transcription regulator complex. The transcript has 12 exons. Lineage: Eukaryota; Metazoa; Chordata; Chondrichthyes; Lamniformes; Lamnidae. The record is from RefSeq and is a predicted model, not a curated record.
GUGGCGGCUGCUGUUUCGAGGGAAGCGCAGAGCAGCGCCGGAGGCUGAGGGGAAGAGAGAGAGAGAGAGAGAGUGUGUGUGUGUGUGUGUGUGUGUCUUAAAGCCGCCGACACCAGCACCGCUCACACACCAGAGGCGCUGACACUCACUCUGACAGGCAAGCUGAACCUGGGCAGGAGGAAAGUUCAGCAACAAGAAAGUGUUUCGCCGCAACAAAAGGGGGCAUCGCGGCGGCGACGACGACGACCGGGUAGUUCUGGCCGCACAGGAGCAACAAUGCCGACCAUGAUCGAGAAAGGGCCCGAGGUCUCGGGCAAGAGGAGAGGCAGGAACGGGGCGAAAAGUUUUCCUGCGGCGGCGGCAGCAGCAGCAGCGGCCCCGGCGGCGGCGGUGGUGGCAGCGGCGACGACGACGACCAACGGCAACAACUCGUGGGAAGAAGCGAGCAGCGGCUCGGAUGACGAGCACGGUGGAGGAAUGCGAGUGGGCUCCCAAUAUCAGGCGGUUGUCCCUGACUACGAUCCUGAGGUUGCAAAGCAUUGUCAGGAAAGGGAGAACCUUGGAAUGCUGGUCUGGUCACCUAAUCAGAAUAUCUCAGAAUCUAAAUUGGAUGAGUACAUUUCAAUAGCCAAAGAGAAGCAUGGCUACAACAUGGAACAGGCUUUAGGUAUGCUUUUUUGGCACAAACACAAUAUUGAGAAGUCCUUGGCUGACCUUCCAAACUUCACACCAUUUCCAGAUGAGUGGACUGUGGAGGACCGGGUCCUCUUUGAACAAGCAUUUAGUUUCCAUGGGAAAACCUUCCACAGAAUUCAGCAAAUGUUGCCUGACAAAUCCAUAGCUAGCCUGGUAAAGUUCUAUUACUCAUGGAAGAAGACACGGACCAAGACCAGUGUAAUGGAUCGUCAUGCUCGUAAACAGAUGAAAAGGGAUAAGGAAGGGAGUGGUGAUGAGAUUGAAGAAUCCAAUGCAAAUACAACCAAUAUUGUUGACAGCGAAAUUGAGCCAAGCAAAGAGGCAAAAAAAGAGCAGGGAUCUCAAACUGUGAAAAGUGUCCCACCCAAGAAAGAGACACGUACUGUCCAAGGAAAGCAAAGAAUAAGUCAGAAGCCUCCAAGAGGGAUGUUCCUGAUUCAAGAGGAUCUUGAUGCAUUGUCCACAAGUUCUGGUGCUGCUAGCACUGUUCUCAGACAGCUUGAUAUGGAGUUGGUCUCACUUAAACGUCAAAUCCAAAAUGUGAAACAGAUAAAUGGUGCUCUCAAACAAAAAUUAGACGGUGGGAUAGAGGAAUUCAAGCCACCUGAGGCAAAUCAGAAAAUUAACGCUCGUUGGACAACUGAAGAGCAACUACUGGCUGUGCAGGCAAUAAGAAAAUAUGGCCGGGAUUUUCAAGCCAUUUCAGAUGUAAUUGGCAAUAAGACAGUAGUACAAGUGAAGAACUUUUUUGUGAAUUAUCGCCGUCGUUUCAACCUUGAAGAAGUUCUGCAGGAGUGGGAAGCAGAACAUGGUAGCAGAGAAGAAAAUGGAAGCAUUGCUGAUAAACCCCAAAAGUCUCCAGAUAUUGCUACUAAACUUUCUGAGGAGGAGGAAGAGGCUCCUUCUGUGCUUGAUGUAAGAUAUCAUUCUGCAUCAUGAGAGUGAUGCACAAUAGGUGAUCUGAACAUGCUAUGUUGACUACUGUUUAGUCCAGGUUAUCCAAUGAUGCCAAACUUCAACCAACCACCUCCACAAACUCACCAGGACCAGCUAGCUUAACACCAAAAAAGCUACAAUGUUCACAAAUGGACGCUUCUGCCUUACCCUGCCUCUGCCACCAGGACAGCUUCCACUAUUCAUGGAAGUCAUAGAAAAACCUUUGAUUUGACAUCCUCCUUCAAAAACAAAAUGGGAAUUCACAGAAAUGUUUGUGAAUAUCUAUUUUCUUCACUUAAUCAGUUCAUGACUAAUGUCUCCAGGGCAUUGAUAAUUUGUAUAUUUUUGGAACCGUGACUGCCAUCAGAUGCAUCUUUUAUUAUUUUCCUCACGGAUGUUUUAUGAUUUAAUGUGAAUGCCAUGAUUGUAUAACAUAUAACUGGCAUACAGGAAAUGGACGUCUGGACUGCCUCUAAAUUAUUGGGUACUUAAACUGUAUUUUGGACUGUGUAUUGUAGACUUUAAACAUACCUCCCAGUCUGAGGAAACUUGAAGGUAAAAUAGGGCCUUUUUAUUAGCAUAUUCAUGAAAAGAAAAGGAUCUUUUUUAUUUAAGUUGCAUCUUUUUUUGCUGUACAGUAUUUUAGAGUAAUACUUCUGCAUCAUGUAUGGAGAGACUUUUUACUUGAAUAUUGCAGUUAUUAGAUUGAAACUGAUCAUAUUCAGGUACUGUAAAUGGUGGCACAGCUAAACUGUUGAACUCGUUGCAUAAUCUGUUGUGCUGACCAUGUGGAGUUCUUGCUUAUUUAGCAUGGUAUGGGUUAAGCACAACAUGCUAUACAGACCCACUGGGUUCAUUAAAGUCAUUUGAGUCUAUGCAUGUUUCUGUGUAAGAAUGGGUGUUUACAAUUUCUACAUUAAUAUUUACCUGAAAUUCAAACCCUUAUUAGUCCUUUCUGGGAGUAAUCCCAGUAUUUAGAAUUUUCUAAAUUAAGUUUGUUAAAUUUGCUUUAUGGGUUGCUGCUGAUAUAUGUAGUGAUGUUUGCCAGAAUUUAAAAAAAAAAUAAGGAUUUAGUUUGCAAUAAAUUGGGCAUGUUUUUUAUAUAGCCUCUUGAUGUGCUCAAUAGGAUGAUGUUCUUUUUUAAAAAAAAAAGUCAGUGUGUUUAUAUUGCAGAUUUAUAUUUUAUUGCCUGUUACUGCUAAUUUUAACUGAGAUAAUUAUGUGACUAUUUCUAAGGUUUUAAGCAUUAUAUACCAUGGUUCCACAUUGAGAAAAGGUAAUAUUACAUACUGCUUUGAAUAUUGUGCAGGAUUCUUGUUAACCUUAAAUUUUUAAGAAACUUUAUUAUUUCAACAUUGCAUCCCUGCACCCAGGAAGAGUGGGAGAGAUGUUAAUCAUAGAACAGAGAAGAAACAAAGAGGAAAAUGGGAAAAUUGUAAAUGCCAUUUGUAUAAAAUUGUACUUCUAACUUCUCAAAAUGCACACGAGUUUUGCUACAGUAAAACAACAUUGAAAAUUUUCAGAAAGGAGAGUUAACUUCUUAAACCCCUCUAUUUUUCUAAGACUAAACUUGUAAAAAUGCUAGUAAGAUUCUGACAUGACUUUUUCUGCUUGUGAAGAUUGGAACAGUAACAUAAUAGCCAUAACCACAAAUAUCGAGUAGCCAACUAAUCAUGUUUUAUUGAUUGGGAGGGGCAAGAAUUGUGAAGCAUUUGACCUCAAAUGGAAAAUUGGUCAAAAUUUACAUUUUAAUUUGCUUGAAAUAACUUCUUGGAGUAAAAAAAACAAAUUACAUCAUUGAAUAAAACAUUCACAUUAGGUACUUGGACAAUUGCUGUGCUACAAACCACAUUAGACAAAACAAAAUUCUGUAUUGCACGUCAUGAAAAUACAUAAUUUUCCAAGUCAGAACAUACAGUAAUGCAUUAACUAAAAUGAAGGCAAUUGUUCAAAUGCUAUGAAAAAAAUGAUUUAAUAUGGGCAAAUUGUAGGGAUAGAGUGCCUUGUGUGCUGAGAAGUUUGAGGAACAAAUGGUCACCUCACAAGACACAGCAUUGUUUUUAGAAGUUCUGUUAUUUGUUUCACCUUUAAAUUUGAAACCCAAGUGGCUGUUUAAUUUUAAGCAAGCUUACAAUGGUUGUUUUUAUUCUUUCUAGAUUAUCUUCUUUGACUUGACAACCAACUAAAGUAACAUGAAAAGAAUGAUUAAAGAUAAAUAAACUAUUGUUUGAAACAAA